AGUACACAGUCAUUAACGAAGCCUGCCCCGGAGCCGAGUGGAAUAUCAUGUGUCGGGAGUGUUGCGAGUACGAUCAGAUUGAAUGCGUCUGCCCUGGGAAGAAAGAAGUCGUGGGUUACACCAUCCCUUGCUGCAGGAACGAGGAGAAUGAGUGUGACUCCUGCCUGAUUCACCCGGGUUGUACCAUCUUUGAUAACUGCAAGACCUGCCGAAACGGCUCAUGGGGGGGCACUCUGGAUGACUUCUACGUGAAGGGGAUCUACUGUGCAGAAUGCCGAGCAGGCUGGUACGGAGGAGACUGCAUGCGAUGUGGCCAGGUUCUGCGAGCCCCGAAGGGUCAGAUUUUGUUGGAGAGCUACCCCCUGAAUGCUCACUGCGAAUGGACCAUUCACGCCAAACCUGGGUUUAUCAUCCAGCUAAGGUUUGUCAUGUUGAGUCUGGAGUUUGACUACAUGUGCCAGUAUGACUACGUUGAGGUCCGUGACGGGGAAGACAGCGAUGGCCAGAUCAUCAAGCGUUUCUGUGGCAACGAGCGCCCAGCUCCCAUCCGAAGCAUGGGCUCCUCCCUCCAUGUCCUCUUCCAUUCAGAUGGCUCCAAGAAUUUCGAUGGCUUCCAUGCCAUUUUUGAGGAGAUCACAGCAUGUUCCUCGUCCCCUUGUUUCCAUGACGGCACUUGCCUGCUUGACAGAACCGGAUCUUACAAGUGUGCCUGCCUGGCAGGCUACACCGGGCAGCACUGUGAAAAUCUCCUUGAAGAAGGAAACUGCUCAGACCCUGGAGGCCCAGUCAAUGGGUACAAGAAAAUAACAGGAGGCCCUGGGCUUAUCAAUGGGCGCUAUGCAAAAAUUGGCACUGUAGUGUCUUUCUUUUGUAACAACUCAUAUGUUCUCAGUGGCAAUGAGAAGAGAACUUGCCAGCAGAAUAGAGAGUGGUCGGGGAAACAGCCCAUCUGCAUAAAAGCCUGCCGAGAACCAAAGAUCUCGGACCUGGUGAGACGGAGAGUUCUUCCAAUGCAGGUUCAGUCAAGGGAGACACCAUUACACCAGCUGUACUCAUCAGCCUUCAGCAAGCAGAAACUGCAGGGCGCCCCCACCAAGAAGCCAGCCCUUCCCUUUGGAGACCUGCCCAGCGGGUACCAACAUCUGCACACCCAGCUCCAGUACGAGUGCAUCUCGCCCUUCUACCGUCGCCUGGGCAGCAGCCGGAGGACGUGUCUGAGGACCGGAAAGUGGAGUGGGCGUGCCCCGUCCUGCAUCCCUAUCUGUGGGAAAACUGAGAACAUCACUGCUCCAAAGACCCAGGGGACACGCUGGCCAUGGCAGGCGGCCAUCUACAGGAGGGCCAGUGGGGUGCACAGUGGCAGCCUGCACAAGGACGCGUGGUUCCUGGUCUGCAGCGGUGCCCUGGUGAAUGAACGCACCGUGGUGGUGGCUGCCCACUGUGUAACUGACCUGGGGAAGGUCACCGUGAUCAAGACGGCCGACCUCAAAGUCGUCCUGGGAAAAUUCUACCGGGAUGAUGACCGAGAUGAGAAGACCAUCCAGAGCUUGCGGAUUUCUGCAAUCAUUCUGCAUCCCAACUACGACCCCAUCCUGCUGGAUGCUGACAUCGCCGUCCUGAAGCUCCUGGACAAGGCUCGCAUCAGCACUCGCAUCCAGCCCAUCUGCCUCGCGGCCCCUCGGGACCUCAGCACCUCCUUCCAGGAGGCCCGCAUCACCGUGGCCGGCUGGAACGUCCUGGCAGAUGUGAGGAGCCCCGGCUUCAAGAAUGACACGCUGCGCUCGGGGGUGGUCAGGGUGGUGGACUCGCUGCUGUGUGAGGAGCAGCAUGAAGACCACGGCAUCCCGGUGAGCGUCACGGACAACAUGUUCUGUGCCGGCCGGGACCCCACCGCUCCUUCCAACAUCUGCACGGCGGAGACAGGGGGCAUCUCGGCUGUGUCCUUCCCGGGACGGGCGUCUCCUGAGCCGCGCUGGCACCUGGUGGGGCUGGUCAGCUGGAGCUACGACAAAACCUGCAGCCACAGCCUCUACACGGCCUUUACCAAAGUGCUGCCUUUUAAAGACUGGAUCGAGAGAAACAUGAAAUGAGCCUCAUGCGCGUUGAGAAGCGUCCAUCCGAACAUGUGUUGCACGAGGCAAUGUGGACCUGAAGUGUGACUCUGCCCGUGAAUUUGGCUGGGCCAGGGCUUGUGAUUGCAGGGACAAAGCUCUGUGGAGGAUGAAUGGAGCUCAAGCUCUGGUAGGCCACUGCCUUCUUGACUGCUCGGACCAUUUGGAAGACACCGGAGCUGCUUGCAAGAACUGAGUUUCUUCAAAAAAGACUAUAAUGAGUAGCAAAGAAAAUGUCCCCAUUCAACCAACCUGGUGGCCUUCCUCACCCACCCUUCAGUGGUGUGAAUGUCAUAGUCAGCUCUGAUCCAGAGAGGGUUGACCAGGAGAUCUGGGCUUCGUGAGCUGUCUUCCAGGUCCAGCCUGACCAAGUUCCGAAGAGCUGCCUGUGGGACAGCCCAGGACAGUGGAGCUUGGAUGUGGCGUUGGCUUUUGUGUACAUUGUCACACUGUGUGGUCCUUUUCCUUCCCAAUUCCCUGUACACGUUUUAAUAAAACGAGGGUUGCCUUCUGACCUACA
Molecule: messenger RNA, 2631 nt
Organism: Ceratotherium simum simum (southern white rhinoceros)
Lineage: Eukaryota; Metazoa; Chordata; Mammalia; Perissodactyla; Rhinocerotidae
Gene: PAMR1
Product: peptidase domain containing associated with muscle regeneration 1
Biological process (GO): proteolysis
Molecular function (GO): calcium ion binding; serine-type endopeptidase activity
Source: RefSeq, a predicted model, not a curated record